This is a messenger RNA of Eurypyga helias (sunbittern), 459 nucleotides long. Its product is annotated as mitochondrial fission regulator 1-like. The transcript has 3 exons. Gene Ontology annotation, cellular component: mitochondrion. Gene Ontology annotation, biological process: aerobic respiration; mitochondrial fission. Lineage: Eukaryota; Metazoa; Chordata; Aves; Eurypygiformes; Eurypygidae. The record is from RefSeq and is a predicted model, not a curated record. The annotation marks the transcript as partial.
ACAAUCCCCAUCUGGCAGAACAAGCCCCAUGGCUCAGCGCGCAGCGUCGUCCGGAGGAUCGGGUCCAACCUCCCCCUAAAACCCUGUCCCAGAGCAACCUUUGAGGUUCUCCCGAAUGUUUCAGAGCUGUAUUUAAAUGAUGCCCCUCCAGUCCCCACCCUGGCUGACAUUGUGUGGAUAGCGGCCGAUGAUGAGGAAACCUACGCCAGAGUCAGGAGCGACACUCGCCCGCUGAAGCACAAGUGGAAGCCGAGUCCCUUUACCGUCAUACAGCGAAAUGCUUCGGUCCCCAACCUGAGGAAGCAGGAGGAGAAGCUGCUCGCCUUGAAGAAACCGGGUUUACCGGCACUGAGUCGAACAACAGAACUCCAGGAUGAGCUGAGUCACCUUCGGAGUCAGAUAGCUAAAAUAGUCGCUGCGGAGUCCGGUAGGAACGCGGCGAGUUUCGUUUUCUGUUGA